Molecule: messenger RNA, 1677 nt
Organism: Monopterus albus (swamp eel)
Lineage: Eukaryota; Metazoa; Chordata; Actinopteri; Synbranchiformes; Synbranchidae
Product: protein ABHD15
Exons: 5
Coding region: 1-1572 (523 amino acids)
Biological process (GO): lipid metabolic process
Molecular function (GO): short-chain carboxylesterase activity; monoacylglycerol lipase activity
Source: RefSeq, a predicted model, not a curated record
AUGGCUCCACCUGUAUGGGACUGUUUGUUCGCUUUGCUCCCAUCCCUGUUCCUUUUCCUGUCGUGUCUGGCUCGCCGCUGGCCCACUGUGCGUUGCUGGACAAGGCUGGCUGUCAGUGCUGCAAGCUGGGGACUCUGGCUCAUUACUUGCCUGAUUCUGGAGCUGCCACUGGACAAACACUCAAGAACAUGGAUUAAGGAGGCCGGAUCACCGGGGACUGGUUUAUUGUCUGGGUUGGUUCAGACCUCAGGUGAACCACAACUUGUUUGCAAACCCACUGCACUGGCCAAAUAUCUGCUCCAGCACUGUGGCUCUCUGGCCAAGCCGAGACUGGCCGCCUGGCCCAGGGGAGACCCCCAUCUUCAGACUCUGUCCAGUUUGGUGUGUGGACAACCUAGCAACACCUUACAGUUCACCAGAGAUCACCUGUUAUUAAGAGAUGGGGGAAUUGUAGCUCUGGACUGGGCUGUGGGGACAAGACUGGGAGAGACGGACAGGUGGAGAAAGUGGGAGGGGAGGAAGGAGCAUCAGUCAGCGGGUAAGGUGCUAGGCUGCUUUACCUUGACACCUCCUAUCCUGCUCCUCAUUCCUCAGUUCUGGGGAGGGAUGACCUCCCACUUGAAAGCGCUGUGCCAUCAAGCCACGCGUCAGGGCUUUUAUGUGGUGGUGUUUCACCCCCGAGGCACAGCAGGGUGCCCACUGACCACAGCACGGCUCACUGAGUUUGGGGACCCAGCAGAUCUUGAGCAGGCCGUGGCUUACAUCCACAGCCGCCACCCAUCCUCUGUGCUGGUUGCAGUGAGUGAGGGUUCAGGCUCAGGGGUCCUUCUUUCCUACUUGGGGGAGUGUGGAUCAGGUACAUACCUGACUGCAGCUGCAGCCAUCUCACCUGUGCUUCUGGGCCAGCUGUGGUUUGAAACUGCCAUGCCUCCAGUUUAUCGCUGGGGGGCGCUAUUUCACAGAAAACUGCAGCUUAAUAGAUAUGCAAGCUCCUUCAGAGCAGUCCUGGAUGUGGAUCAGGCCCUCAGCUGUUCCUCCCUAAGAGACUUUGAGCAAACUCUUUUCUGCUCUUCAAGGGCUUACCCAGCAAAGGACUGGGACAGCUACUGGGACAGGAAUGAACCACUGAGAGAUGCAGAUGAGGUGGCUGUCCCUGUGCUCUGUAUCUGUAGCUGUGACGACCCUCUCCUCCCGCCUGCUUCCACCCUGCCCCUUACCCUUUUCCAGAGCAAUCAUUAUUUCCUUCUACUGUUGACAGAGAAAGGAGGGCACUGUGGAUUCACUCUGGAGGGCAGAGAAGAGACAGAAGGUAACUGGAGUCAUAUUGUAGUGCUGGAGUACUUCAGAAUAGUGGCUGAUUUCCUAAAAAGAGAGGAGAGGGAUGGGGCAAGCUGUGGUGAUCCACUAGGAGAAUAUAGCCAAGCUGGGCAGAGGAACAGGACAAACAAAGCCCCUCCUCGCAGGAGGAGACCCAACCUGAUGAGGAGACCACGACUACAGACACCUGAACAGAGCAGUGUGGAUGCAGAGGAGGAGGAGAACUUCACCUGGAAGAGGUCCUAUACACGCUGAGGAGGAACAGAUCUUCAAGGAAAGAUGUUAUCAACUUUGGACAAUAUCUGAGUUGCUCAUUAUUUUCACUCACAGCUGUAGUUGGAGUUUUAAAACAAAUGUUUA